Molecule: messenger RNA, 2418 nt
Organism: Aspergillus pseudotamarii
Lineage: Eukaryota; Fungi; Ascomycota; Eurotiomycetes; Eurotiales; Aspergillaceae
Exons: 7
Coding region: 96-2384 (762 amino acids)
Molecular function (GO): zinc ion binding
Source: RefSeq, a predicted model, not a curated record
CGACACUGACGUGGCAUCAGUCCAUAUAUCCGGAAAUAUGCUUUCAUUGCUUUACUUUACAUAGAAACUCAUAUGGGUUCUCUGUCAGCCACAAAAUGGAGUUUUCUCAGUCAAAUAUACCGUCUGCGCAGGAUCUCCUGCGUUCCGGGGGGCUGUUUGUUCCAUUUUCCGAGUUUCCGGUCCAGACCAUCUACGAGACCACUGGCUGGUUUGAAAGAAAGCUACAGGAAGGGAAGCCGUUCGUGAUUCGUGGAUUAAACCAGCUUGAUUGCUGGGAUGCACCAACUUUGAACAAUGGGUGCUUGGUUACAUCGUCUUCCUCGGGAGCUAUACCAGUAAGAAACUGCCAAACUGGUCGUGACGUUAGGAUGCGGCUGCGUGAUCUGAUACCGACGGACCACACUCGUGCUGGUCACGUCCGUGAAUCGCUCUAUGCAAAGGACCUUCAAUGCCCUGCCGAGUGGAUCAGAGCGUUAAAAGCUGUCUUACCUUCCUGUUUAAUGCAACUAGGCUCGUUCGACUUAUUCCGAGUAUUACCAAAUGAAAUCACCCCGGAAGUGUUGAUGGCUUACGUUGGAACCCGGUUGUCCUUGUCCGGUUUCCACAGAUGUUUUAGUGGAACAGUUGCACUUAAUUUAAUGGUUGAGUCUGAAGGGAGCCGAUAUGGUUCACUGUGCUUUGGCACAGACCAAGCCUCACAGGAAAAGUACGACUUGUUUAUGGAAGGACUUGGAAAGUCGUCCCACACUGAUUGGGCCAAUAUCUCCAUUGCGCAAAUGAAGACUGCAAAUUUUCCAAUAUAUGUCACUCAUCAAGAGCCUGGGGACUUGGUCAUAUUUCCUUCGGCAACUGCUCAUCAAAUAUGGAAUGUGAGCUCCAUGGUGACGAAGGUGGUUUGGAACAUCAUGCAUGCAUCCUCAAUUCCAUCAUUUUUUAAUUAUAUUCAGCCUGUAUAUCAAAAGCAAUGCCAUGCAGAUACAGGCAGAGUUCCCUUGAUACCAAUACAUGCACUACGCGACAGCAGCCACAACCCAGAAGAGACGAAACUGCUUGUAGAUAUGCUUCAGCAGCUAGUCGACGACGAGGAUACUGGGUGCGACUCAUCUGUGCCUAUUAAACUUGUGGAUACACAAGGAGCUGUGGUGGAAUGUAACUUUUGCGGAUUAACGAUCUGGAACCGACACUUACAUUGCGAACAGUGUGGAGAUUUUGACCUCUGUUUAACCUGUUACGUAUCCGGAAGGAGUUGCAAGCAUGUUGGUGACUAUACUUGGGCUGAGCUAUUCCGGAGCGAAUAUUGCCGAAGUCUUAUCAAAACAGCUCGAGAUAGAUUAGGCAGCUAUUCCGCCUCAGACAUAGGACGACCGAAACAAAAGACUUUAGGUGCCAUAGCUCUGGUGGCAGUGGAGGCGCGACGACAAUCCUCAGAACGUCUCUGUCAUCUCUGCCGUGACAGUCACCCUGUCUGGAAGGGAACCACAUGCUCCCAAUGCUCGGCUUUCUUCUGCUAUCGUGGUCUAUACAGGCACUUUGAUAUUAAUCUCCUUGGGUUCCUCAGGAAUGAGAUCCCGUGGGUUUGCCCGAAAUGCUCGCAAAUAUGUAAUUGCCGUUGUUGCCAUUUCUCUCGCCCUUACCAGAGCAAGGAUAAGCCCAUCCGAGUUCGGAUUAAACCUGUUGAUCCACGAGGUCGCAUCGCCGGCUUCGUGGACAACGUAUUUGACCAAAAGAGAGGCAAGAGAGCUGUCACUAUUACACAAAGAGCAUCACCACAGAGUACUUUGGAGCCUCGGGGUCAGAAACGACCUAGGACGCCAAACAAUGAUGGUCACGGAAGGUCGCUACACGAAGCUGUACACUCCUCUGAGAGUGUUGAACCCUCUCAGGUUAGGAGGUCGGAUAUCGUUACAGAUGUCGAUGUUCCCCACAGCCUUCCCAUGCGCGGUAGUUCGACAGGGUCUUUCAAUUCAAAAGGGCAGCUCCGCAUCAGUGAUCUCGUGGAGGACAGAAGCUCCCCGGACAAAAGUUUUCAUCGCAGUCCACAUAUACAAGAUCAUAUCCGACUCUCUUCCACGCCAGAUAAUACUGCAUACCGAUAUCCUCAUGAGCCCAAAAAUCACAAUGAAAGUAUUCUGAAUCCCAUUGAUGAGGAAAACAUCCUCUCUCUUGAGAAGAAGCUAAGCUCUCUGCGCCAAUAUGCCGACGGCCUGCUUGAGCUGUCACUAAUCGAUUCGCAUGCUAAAGUCCUUGACAAGAUUUCAAGCUUAGAAGCUCAAAUUGAGAGGAAAAGGCGACAGAAGGCCGAAUUGCUUUUCAAUGGCUUGAACCGGGAUUUUCCUGACUUGGCAGAUAUAGCUAUGGAAGAGGCGCGACGGCGUGGGUUAUGAGAGAGACCACCCUGUUUUGUUUCCUUAUGUUAAC